AGUGUUCAUACCAUUGUACAAUGGUUACCUAGUUUGGGAAACGUUACACACGCAAAGCCUACUAAGCGUUUGGUACGUCGGUACCCCCAGUCUGGUAUUGACGUUUUUGGGAGUUGGGUAACCGCACAUGACUGGUAUAGUGAACUUGGUUCCACUCCAACUGCCGCCGAUUUUACUGCUGCCUUUACAUCACAGCUAACUGGAGCGGUGGAUCGUAUAUUCCCUCUGAAAACCUUUAAGUGUAACCAUAGUGACAAGCCUUGGAUAACAUCAGCCAUUAAACUGUUAAUUAAAGAUCGACAGAAAGCCUUUCACAGUCUAAACUUGCCCCUGUGGCCGUCACUAAGGCACAAAGUACAACAAGAAAUUACUGUAAGGAAGAAAGCAUACUAUAAAAACAAAGUCCAGCAUUUAAGGAAAGACGACUGCCAAAGGUGGUGGGGAGCUGUCAAUAGACUGACCAUCAGGUCCGAGAAAGCAUCGUCUUACUCGCUGGAAUGUGAUGGCAAAGUCCUCAAUGAGACGGAGUUAGCUGUCACCUUAAAUCAAUUUCAUGUUUCCAGUAAUGAGGACAUCCCACCUUUGGAUGCCACUAAAAUACCAGCUUUCUUGCCGGCCGAGACUUGUGUCCAACUAUCCAACCUCAUGAAGUUUGCAGGAAGCUCUUGGCAGUUCAGC
Messenger RNA from Porites lobata, 678 nucleotides. NCBI's taxonomy places the organism in Eukaryota, Metazoa, Cnidaria, Anthozoa, Scleractinia, Poritidae. The record is from the annotation of a GenBank genome assembly.